UUUCUGAACAAGUGAAUAAGACUAACAUUAAAACCUAAUGAAAUCACGAAGUUUUUUCUCCUUAAAUGGGUCAUUAAAGUUCAGGAUCAGUGAGAAUUUAAUAAUAAAAUAUUUCUGUGGUUCCAUUUCUAAUGUUGGUAGCAACGCGUAAGGACAGUUUGGCAUUUUGUGAUGUGAGAUUUUGUUAAAAGUUUUUAUUAUGGUCUGAUUAAUAUAUAUUGAGAAAAUAUAUAUGUAUGCCAGAUGUAAUAACUAACAAAACUUCAAAUAAGUCUUCCCUAUAGGUUUGUAGUGCAAUGAGUAAGGAGCUCACAAUAAUACGAAUGAGUCUGUUCAAAAUUUGGUUAAGAGAUGAAAAUAAAAAAUGAUGGAAUGCAAAUAAAAACAUUAGAACAUAUGUGAUGUGAAACAUAAUUUAGUGAUCUUUUAAUAAAUUAUUGAUUCCAAAAUAUAGUGAAGUGUACUUUUCAGUCCUCGAUUGUGUGUUUUGAGGAAUCCGAAGUUAAGUGUAGAGUGAUCUAAAUGCAGCAUGAAUAGUAUAGAUUAUCGCUAGGAGUGCGACAUGAUCAAAGAAAAGCACGAGAAGGGCUCCGACAGCGUCAAAGAAGAGCCUGGUAGUUCGGAAAAAGACAGUCCUAAUGCAGAUGUACGCGUUAAAAAGGAGGAAGAUGCCACAGGAAGUACAUGCCCUAUUAAAAAAGAACCUAAUCGUCCUGUUACAAAGAAUGGGGGCCUCAUUGGUUCAACCAAUACUGGAUCCUUGCAGACACCAUCUGAGAGAAAACCCGAUACAGAAGAAACGCCUUCUGUUUCAGAAAAUUCUAUAAAAACUGAAGAACAGUUACAACAGGAUAUACCUUCUGAACCUUUUUUGGGAUUGCCUGCACCACAACCCCCUGACGGGGUGCAACCUUUAAUCAGUAAUGUCAUCAAUAAACAACCUAGUACUAUGGAGCCCUAUAUGCAACAGCAAAGUCAAAUAUUUGUCUUUUCAACUAUGUUGGCGAAUUCUGGGGCCGAAGAAGUCUUACAGGGAAGAUAUCCUUCUAUAAUAGCUUAUCAUUGUGCCCAACCAGGUACAAAAAAAUACUUAGAAAAGAAUCCAUUGAAAGUAACGCAAUUCAGGCCCAAUCCUACACAAUGGUUAAAUAAUAUAGCAAUGAUGAAAAAUAAAGGUUGUACACGUAGUCCCCUAGGUCCCAAAAAUCAACCGUCUAUUGAUUCUUUUUUGAGCCCAGAAGGAUUAGAUGAAAUGGUUGCUUUGACUGAGGAUUUGACAUGGGAUCAGAAAAAUAAUCAUUUAGAUAGUUUAGAAGGUGUCAGUAAUGGUUUACCAGAUGUAGGACCAGAUAUGGAUGCCUGUAGCCCUUCUUUAUCAAAUGUACCCUCUCUACAGGGUGUUAAAGUGCCUGAUGAAAAUCUUACCCCUCAACAACGUCAACAUAGAGAAGAACAACUAGCUGCCAUCAGAAGAAUGCAACAGAUGCUUUUCCCUGAGAGGCAGUCCAUGGAAGAGCAGAAUAUGGCUAAUGUUUCUAAUGCAGAAAGUGGUAAUGCAUCAUUAGAUUGCCCUAGACAAAUGAAUCAACCCCUAGCGAAUAUGCCAAGCGGUCCUGGACAACAACCAGUUUCCGCCCAAAUGGAGUGGCAGAAGUUACAAACUCAGUUUUUCGAAGAUAGAAAAAUUAAACCUCCGGACAAUAGAAUGUGUAGUAAUCAAGUAGUGCCAGUGGGGCCUGUUAGUUCAGGCCCAUCGUCGUGUUCUGGACCUCAGGGUGGAGGUGCCCUUAGAGGGACACAAGGUUCUGGACAAAGACUUCAAGGACCCCCUCCUCCAUAUCAUCAAACUCAAAGAUCUGCAAGUGUACCUAUAGCACUUCAAAGUCCUUCACCCGCAUCUCCUAACAACCCGACAUCGAAUUUAUCACUCCCUUCCCCUAGGGCUUCCUCCGCUCUCAACUCACCAGCUGACCCGAAUAGACCAUUUGGACUCAAUAGACAUAUGAGUACAGGACAAAGUCCGACGUCACAAGACUCCCCCUCAGCCCCUAGACUGAAUCAUAGUAAUCCUGGUACACCAGUUUCAUCGCAUCUUUCGCCUAGUAUAAGCAGUAGCACAGCAGAACCUUGUUCAACCCAUCAGUCUUCAGUGGAUGGAAUGUUUGGCAGGACCUUACAAUCCAUGGCACAACAGAAACAGCAGAUGAGCACUUCCACUACCACUUGUUCAACUUCAGUAUCAUCAAACGUGAAAGAGCCCAAUCUUAUGCCAGUACCUUCACCCCAACAGAUACAGUAUCUAAAUACUUUUGAGGGACAAGAAUUGAUCAUCCAAAAACAGCCUAAUACUAGUUUAAAAGAGGGCAACAUCAUAUCACCUUCGGUAUUACCACCAACGUCAAUGGACAAUGCAUUUUCGGGGAAUACAUCCGAUAUGCCUCAUUCAAGAGUUUCAGGUCCAAAUACACCUACAUCAAUGGAUGUUGGUCCACGGUUUCCACCAACACCCUCGGAAGGUUGCAGAUUUCAGAUUCCAAGCCCUCAUACUCCUACAGCAGCGAAUACAGGUGGUGACAAAUCACAGAGGUUAACUGCUCCCGGGCCGACAUCAGCACCAGGAAUGAGUCCACAAACUGUCCCUGGCCCCACAUCAGACCCACUGAAGAACGACUUGUUCCCCACUCCCAGUCCGCAUAUGAUGGAUGUGACCCGCUUUCCAGGCCCAAACACAUCUCCAGGCAACAAGAUGGGAGGUGGUUUUGUGAAUGUAUCACCGCCAGGUAAACCGAGCCCCAUGGAUCUUCCUAACUACAGUUGCGGAAGAGGUGAUAACAUCCCUUUGAAUCCGAACUGCACAAGUAGUAUGUCCGGUAAUCCUAAAGUUUCACAUUUCGAUCCGAUAUCAUCAUUGGCACAGAUGAGUCAACAGUUGACGAACAGUGUAGCUAGUUCGUUGAAUGGCCAGGGUAACCAGGGCCCUGGUAUGAUGAAUUUUGGAUCACCUUCCAUGCAUAUGAUGGACAUGGCAUCUUGUCACGGUAUGCCUGACAUGGAUCAAGGUGGUGGCAUGAUGGGAAUGCCUAUGCAAGGUCCCCCUCAUAGUUUCCACCCAAACUCUCCAAUGGGACCUAUUCGCUCUCUAUCCCCUAAGUUGUCAGGUGCCUUUCCCAAUCACAUGCCUAUGCCUAGGAUGAUGGGACGUCCUCCAGGGCCAAAUCCUUAUAACGGAGCCAAUGUCCAGGUGAAACCCAACGCGCCUAAUACUAUCCAGUAUCUACCUGCUAAACCACAAGGAAACAACCCAGGUCCAAGAGGUCCGCCCAGUUUAGAUUUUCUGCAGAGGUUCGCAAAUCCCAUGUCUGGUAUGGAGAACAAAAUGCCUGGACAAAAUAUGCAUCAUUACUUUCCGGGAUGUGGACCGAACAGCGGUCCUAUGCCUCCCCACAUGGGCCAUAUGGAGGGACCUAUGCCACCAGAACUUGGAGGUUCAAUGAUGGGAGGCCCUAUGGGUAAUGGUAACCCAAUGAUGGGAGGUAAUAUGGGCAUGCCUGGAGGUAUGAUACCAAUGAUGCGAGGACCUCCUAUGAGGCCUUCAGCUAUGAUGAGGAUACCUCAGAUGGGUUUUAAUGGUCCACCUGGUCCUGGCCAUGAUGGAAUGUUCAAUCCAGGUCCUGGGAAUAUGGGAAAUCCUAAUCCUCAAAUGUUUGUUGGUGGACCUAAGGGAAGUCCGAUGGGACUGGGUGCUCCAGAUGCCAGUCAACCUCUACCUCCAUCGAUGGGACAGAACAAUAGCUUUAAGAGUUCACCGUUUGUUGGCCCUACUACUGCCGAUCCAAACUAUGCUCAGCAAUUCCACAAUUUCCAACAACAAUUAUAUGCCACAGGAACACGCACACAAAUGGGAGGUCAGACAAUGGGUCCCGGUCCACCACACCCUCAGCAGCCUCCUUAUUUCAAUCCGAAAUAGCAAAUUGGUGGUGCUGAACGUGUCAGAGUUUUGUUUAUUUUUGAUAUUAAAGAUACCCUGGCAAUAAUUGAAACUCAAGUUGAGUUUGUAUAUUCUCAUGUUAUUGAGUUGAAUGCAUUGAAGUCAAGUGCAGUUAAGGGCUCUGCAGCCUCUGUUUGUUUGUGUACAAAGCUGCCUGUCUACGCUAUUUUGAAUUUGUAUAUUUGCCAUAAUUAGAGACUAUAGUAUAAUCUUUAAGUGUAGGGCUCGAUGAAGUCCUUUUAUGACAGAGGUUUCACUAUUGCUCAUAUUGAUUUGUUUCUAUCCAUCUGUUAUUCGUUUUAUUGUACAUUUUAUGAGUAAUCAUCAAUCAAAUGAUAAUAAAAUUCUAUAUUAUA
Harmonia axyridis is the source of this 4344-nucleotide messenger RNA. RefSeq names its product protein BCL9 homolog (gene lgs). The record is from RefSeq and is a predicted model, not a curated record. The transcript has 4 exons. The coding region runs from base 563 to 3967 and encodes 1134 amino acids. NCBI's taxonomy places the organism in Eukaryota, Metazoa, Arthropoda, Insecta, Coleoptera, Coccinellidae.